AUGCCACCCCACGGAGGGUUGUUUGUGGGUGUCUGGCUGCUCUUGGCCCCCGGUCUCGCCGAGCUGCCCCCCGGCACAGGGGGGGCCACCCUAGCCUUCGUCUUCGAUGUCACCGGCUCCAUGUACGACGACCUGGUGCAGGUGAUGGACGGGGCCUCGCGCAUCCUGGAGCGGACGCUCAGCAGGAGCACAAAGCCCAUCAGCAACUACGCGCUGGUCCCCUUCCACGACCCAGAGGUGGGACCCGCCACCCUCACCGCGGACCCCCGGCUCUUCCAGCGGCGCCUGGCUGAGCACUGGGUGGUUUGAUGCCUGUGCCACAUCCCUCCCCGUGCGCCGCAGGGCGGAGGGGACUGCCCGGAGAUGAGCGUGGGAGCCAUCAGGCUGGCGGUGGAGGUCUCGCAUCCCGGCUCCUUUGUCUACGUCUUCUCGGAUGCUCGGGCCAAGGACUACGAGCAGCAGGAGGAGCUGCUGUGGCUGCUGCAGCACAAGCAGACCCAGGUGGUGUUUGUGCUGACGGGGGACUGCGGGGACAGGAGCCACCCCGGGUACCGCGUGUACGAGCGCAUCGCCGCCACCAGCUCCGGGCAGAUCUUCCACCUGGACAAGCAGCAGGUGACAGAGGUGCUAAAGUGGGUGGAAGAGGCCAUCCGGGCUUCCAAAGUCCACUUACUGUCAACGGACCACGAUGACGGUGGGGAGCACACGUGGCCUGUCCCCUUCGACCCUAGCUUGAAGGAGGUCACCAUCUCCUUGAGCGGCCCUGCCCCGGGGAUCGAGGUGCGGGAUCCGGCAGGAAAGGUCCUCGAGAAAGGCCAAGGUCUGAAGGAACUGCUCAGCAUCCCCAACUCAGCCAUGGUGGUGGCCAUGGAGCCCCAUGAGCCAGGGAUGUGGUCAGUCACGACCCAGAGCAGUGGCCGCCACUCGCUGAGGAUCACGGGCAUCAGCAACAUUAAUUUUCAAGCCAGCUUCUCCACCCAGCCGGACUUUGAUGCCAGCCAGCCCGGGGAGCGGCCGGUGCAGGGUCUGCCCAUCUCCGUGGUGGUGAACUGCACUGGUCUGAAGCCACCUGGGCGCUUGCAGGAGAUUGAGCUCUUCAACAGCUCCGGCCAUGCCCUCCUCUCGCUGCCCAUGCGGCCCCUCUCCAACACCUCCUCGGGGCAGCUCUGGGUGGGCUCACCGCUCCGUGUCCCCCUGGGUGACUUUCUGCUAAAGGUGAAGGGCGAAGAUGCCCAGGGCCACCCCCUCCACCGCCUCUCUGGGGUCACCUACACCAGCGUGGUCCCUGGUCUACCCAAAGUGAACAUCUCCAGCAAGAUUCAGGCGUACAACCACGAGCCACAGCUGAUCUCCUGCUCCGCACAGAGCGAGGUUCCUUUCCACCUGCAGCUCAGCCGUGGUGGGAUGAAGCUCGGGGAAGAGGGGCUCUUCAGGAGGUGGGGGAAUAUCAGCUGGUUGAUCCCCAUGGUGUCUGAGAGUGACGAAGGGUUUUACGAGUGCACAGCCACCAGCAAGGUCGGGGUGACGCGGGCUCGUGGCUACGUGUCCGUCUCAGACCCACCGCCGCGUCUCAUAGCCCCGGGCAACAUCACGGCUUUCCCGCAGGCCCCGUGGGUGAGGGUGGACGCCAGCCCCCGGCGUUUCAGCAGAGACCAGGAGCUGCGGCUGAACUGCACGGCCGGGGGCCACCCCCAGCCCCACACCAGCUGGAAGCGCUGGGGUUGGGCGCUGGAGCAGGAUGAGAGGGUUUUCACGGAUGCUCAGGGCACCCUGCACAUCAGGGCUGCUGUCCCGGAGGACGCGGGGAAUUACAGCUGCUACGCCAGCAGUGCGCUGGGCUGGGAUGAGCGAACCAUCACCCUGGAGUUCACCGAGCCUCCUGCCAUCCUGGCGGUGACGCCCAGCCUGAAGGCACUGGUGGGAGAAGACGUGACCCUGGAGUGCUGGGUUUCGGGGGUGCCCCCACCCCACAUCGCAUGGUACAAAGGGACGUCACACAUGGGGUCCUCGGAACUGAUGGUGGGAGGGACCCCCGGAGCCGCUUGGGGUGCUGACGUGGGGGAUCUGGGCGCAGGCGAGCAGGCGGUGGCGACCUUCCCACCCGGCACCCAGCGUGCCCUCCUGCGGCUGCAGGCGGUGCGGGAGGAGGAUGCGGGGCGGUACGUCUGUGAAGCUCUCGGUGAGGACGGCGUCGCCUUCGAUGCCACCGUGCUGGACGUGGGGUCUGCCCCUCACUUUCCCGAGCCCCUGGGGGACGUGGCGGUCGAGGUCGGGGACAGCGUGAGCCUGCUGUGCCGCGUUGAGGGCUCUCCCCCGCCGCGGAUCGCCUGGUCCCGGCGGGACGGGAAGCCCGUGAAGAGCUGGCACGAACCGCCCGGUGUUUCCAGCCAGCUGGAGGCUGCCGAGCUCCUCAUCGACAGCGCCUCGCUGGAUGACCAAGCUGUCUACAUCUGCGAAGCCCAGAAUGAGUAUGGGAAAAUCCAAGCGGAGGUCAAGCUCAUGGUCACCGGACACGCAGCCCCAGAAAUAGCUCUUGCAUCCCCUGUGGUCCGUGCGCUCCCAGGCCAGCCCGUGUCGCUGCCCUGCGUGAUCCUGACGGGGAGGCCGUUCCCAGCACGCCGCUGGCUGAAGGACGGGCAGCUGGUAGCCCCAAGCAGCCGCUACUCCAUCCGGGCUGACGGGAGCCUGCACGUGGACCAGGCGUCGCAGGAGGAUGCGGGGAGGUACACCUGUGAGGUGACCAAUGGCCUUGGCUCACACAGGCAGGACGUGUCCCUGGUCAUCCACGUUCCUCCCAGCAUUGAGCUUGGCCCUGUCCUCGUCACCACCACCGAGGGAGCGGCUGUCACCCUGCGGUGCAAUGCCACCGGCGUGCCCACCCCUACUGUCACCUGGGCAAAGGGCACUGAGCCCAUCUCACCGAGCCCACGCUACUACCUCGACCCCGAUGGGACCUUCCUGAUCCCUUCGUCCUCCCGUGAGGAUGCUGGAACCUACUUCUGCACAGCUACCAACGCGGCAGGCUUCUCCAGCCGGGAGAUGCAGCUUUCCGUUAGCACAAAGCCCAGGAUCAGCAUGAACGGAUCGCAAACGUCGGAGCCCAUAACCAUCCUGGCUGUGCUCGGGCAGGAGACCACCCUACCCUGUGAGGUUCAAGGCUAUCCCCCUCCCUUGGUGGUGUGGACCCAGGAGUCCCAGCCGCUGCCUCUCGCCACUGCAAGCUACAGUGUCCUUCCUUCGGGGUCUCUCCGGCUGGCCAAGCCCCAGGUGAUGGAUACUGGCCUCUACACCUGCACGGCCACAAAUGCCGCAGGGAACGCCUCGAUCAGCUACAGCCUGCACGUCCAAGCUCCCCCCCAGCUGCUGAUCGGCGAUGGGGAAAGCCACCUGACAGCUGUCGCCAAUGACUCCUUGAGGAUUCACUGUCGUGCCACGGGCAUCCCCACACCACGGAUCCAGUGGCUGAAGGAUGGGCGUCCACUGGGCGAGUGGGACGGUGCGGCGGUGUCUGAGGACGGUGGGACUCUUCUGGUUGACUGUGUGGGGCUUGGUCACGAAGGGCUCUACAUCUGCCAGGGCAGCAACCGGGCAGGGGUGGCCCAGGCAGAGGUGCAGGUUUUGGUGCAAGUGCCCCCGAACAUCGAACCCAGCACGGUGGACCUGGCCAUCCUGGAGAACAGCACAGCGUCCCUGCAGUGCCUGGCCUCGGGUUUGCCCGCUCCUGACAUCGCCUGGUACAAGGGGCAUGAGAAGCUCUCAGCUGGACUGGGCCGGACCCUGUCCAGGGAUGGGAAGCACCUGGAGAUCCAGCGAGCCCAGCUCUCUGACGCUGGCAGCUACCGCUGCGUGGCCUCCAACGUGGCUGGUGUCACCGAGCUCUGGUACAGCCUGCAGGUGACUGUGCCCCCGCGGAUCACAGCUGGCCCCAGCCCCCUCACAGUCGUGGUGAACGAGCCGGUGAUGCUGGAGUGCGAUGCCACAGGAACCCCAGCUCCGGUGCUGCUGUGGCUGAAGGACGGCGAUCCGGUGCCCAGCGUGGUGGCGGGUGGCCCAGAGAUCCUCUCGGGUGGGCACGUGCUCUCCCUGCCUGCCGCUGGCCUCCAGGACUCGGGGACAUACACGUGUGUAGCCAGCAGUUCCGUGGGGGAGGACAGACGUGAGGCUGCCCUCGAGGUGCGGUUGCCCCUCACUGCCAUGGGCGAGGAGGAGAACGUCUCUGUCAUCAUCAACCAGCCGGUGACCCUGGAGUGCACAGCCCCUGGGGUCCCCGCUCGAGGGUCCCGCUGGCUGAAGGACGGGAACUUGCUCACACCAAAGCCAGGCAUGGAGCUGUCUGUGGAGGGGACUCUGCUCCAGAUCAGGCAAGCUGCCGCACAGGAUGCGGGCCGGUACACGUGCCAGGGGCCGGGCCACCAGGAGAGACACUACAACCUUGAUGUGUGGGUGCCCCCGUCCUUCUCCUCGGCAGAGCCUGCUGCCGUGUCCGUGGUGGAGGGACAGUCCAUCAGGCUGGCCUGCGAGUGCCAGGGGAUCCCUGUCCCCACCCUGGGCUGGCGGAAGGACGGUGAACCCCUCUCUGCCCAACCUGGGAGCCCAAAGCUGGUGUCUGCGGGAGGGAGGAUGCUCUACAUUGAGAAGGUACUGCUGGUGGACAAGGGGACCUACACCUUGCUGCCGAGGAUCCAGGGCAGCAGCAAAGCCCUGAGGAAGGUUUCUGUCAUCAAGGCUGGCGAGACAGUUUUGGAGUGCGAGGCUGUGGGGACGCCACUGCCCACAGUGACGUGGGUGAAGGAUGGGCAGCCCGUGGCUGGUGGGAACGGGAUCCUGCUUAUGGAGCAGGGGAGGCAGCUGCGCAUCCCUAAGGCGGAGGUGGCCCAUGCAGGACACUAUGCUUGUCUGGUGGCAAAUGCAGCGGGGCAGGAACGGAGAGAGUUUGACAUUGCGGUGCACGUUCCUCCUGAGUUUAUUCAAGGAUCAGGAUUGACAACCAACGUCAGCGUGUCUCUGCAUGGAGCCCUGACGCUGACCUGUGAGGCCACCGGUGUUCCUCUGCCCACAGUCACCUGGUCCUGGGAGGGCUCUCCUGUCACCCCCAGCGAGCACACGCACGUGCUUUCAGGGGGCUGGGUGCUGAGGCUCAGCCGUGCGCGAGCCCAGGAUGGUGGCCACUACUCCUGCCUGGCCAGCAACGUAGCUGGGGAGGCCAGGAGGCAUUUCUACGUGGAAGUCCUAGUUCCUCCCCACAUCGAGAAUGCGGAUGAAGAAGAGACCACCAAAGUGCCUGAGGGUCACCCUGUUACCUGGUCCUGCCUGGCUGCUGGCAACCCCCAACCUAAGAUCACCUGGCUGAAAGACGGCCACCCUCUGCCUAAUGGAAACACCUUCUCCAUCUCCCCUGAUGGCUCCGUGCUCCACAUCCCUGAAGUCUCCCUGUCUCAUGCUGGCCGCUACUCCUGCAUGGCCUCUAGCUCUGUGGCAAAUCAAACCAAGCGCUACCUGCUAGAUGUUUCAGCCAGUCCCCCGUUUGCUGGAGAUGCUGCUCUUGCUGCAGAAGAAGUCACGGUGAUCAUCAACAAUCCCAUCUCCCUGGUCUGUGAGGCUCUGGCAUACCCAUCUCCCAACAUUACCUGGCUCAAGGAUGAAGUUCCCCUCAAAGUGUCUAGAAACGUCCAACUGCUCCCUGGUGGCCAAGGGCUGCAGAUCCUGAAUGCCCAAGAAGAGGAUGCGGGCACAUACAGCUGUAUCGUGGCCAACAAUGCUGGAGAGGCUGUGAAGAACUACGCUGUGAAGGUCCUGGUUCCUCCUUGGAUUGCCAGAGAUGACCCUUUGGGGGAAUUUGCCAUGAAAGAGGUAAAAGCCACGGUCAACAGCACGGUAAUGCUGGAGUGUGAGACCUGGGCUGUGCCUGAGCCGACCAUCCGGUGGUACAAGGACAAGCAGCUCCUGGAAAGUGCCGGCCACCUCCAGAUCCUCAGUGAGGGGCAGGUCCUUCAGAUCAAACCAGCCGGCAUCUCCGAUUCCGGGCAUUACACCUGUGUGGCCACCAAUGCCGUGGGUGAAGAUGACAGGGACUUCAUCGUGCAUAUCCAAGUUCCACCCCUCUUCCAGCAGCAGAUGAGCCCCAACGAAGCCCUUGAGAUCUUCUACCGGGAGGAAGACCAGGAUGGGGAGGUGACGGAGCACCGUCAGGCCAUCCUUGACCAGCCCACUGCGCUCUACUGUGACACCAACGCCAUCCCACCCCCCCGGCUCACCUGGUACAAGGAUGGGGAGCCCCUCUCCCCCGGCCCGGGGGUGCUGAUGCUGCUAGGGGGACGGGUGCUGCAGCUGCCGGCGGUGCGGGAGGAGGACGCGGGCAGGUACACCUGCGAGGCGGCCAACGCGGCGGGACAGGACCGCCUGCACUACGAGCUGGAGGUGUUGACUGCCCCGGCCAUCCAGGGUGGCACAGAGGACCUGCCUGAAGAGGUGACAGCCACCAUCAAUGGCACCAUCCGCUUCAAGUGCGAAGCCACCGGGCACCCAGUACCUGUAGUGUCCUGGCUCUGGAAUGGUGUCCCCGUUGUGGUCAGCCCACGGCACCAGCUCCUGGAGGGUGGCAUGGUCCUGCAGGUGGCCGCAGCGGAGGCAGGUGACACCGGCAGCUACACGUGCGUGGCCGAGAACCCAGUGGGGUCAGCCGAGAAGCACUUUGCCCUCACCGUGCAGGAAGCACCCUGGAUCAUGGGCACAAACCCUGAAAGCAUCGACGGCAUCGUUAACGGCAGUGUCUCACUGGUAUGUGACGUCCAAUCCCACUCCACUGCGGAGAUCGCCUGGUACAAGGAUGGCCAUGUCCUGCGGCUCGGUGAGGAGGUGACUGUCACCCCAGACUCGCGGGUGCUGCAGCUCCCUCGCCUGCAGCUUUCCAGCUCGGGCACAUACACCUGCGUGGCGCUGAACGCGGCCGGCCGGGAUGAGAAGCGCUUCAUCCUCACUGUCCACGGGCCCCCAGGCAUCGAGGACCCACAGCAGGAGACGCUGGAUGCCGACAUGGGGAGCUCCCUCGUCCUCACCUGCCAAGACACCGGUGUGCCUGCGCCCGCCGUCACCUGGCUGAAGGACGGGAGCCCGCUGGAGAGCAGCCCGGAGCAAGGUCUGGUGUCCGGGGGGGUUCAGCUCCAGCUCAGCCCCCUGCAGCCCUUCCACCAGGGCCGGUACACCUGCCUGGCGCGUGGCCCGGGCACCACGGCUCGCAAGGACUUCAGGGUGCUGGUGCGAGUGGCGCCCCGGAUCGCCAGCGCGGGGGUCCCCAGCGAGCACAGCGUGGUGGAGGGCAGAGGGGUGAUGUUGGAGUGCCGGGCGGAGGGGCAGCCCACCCCCCAGAUCUCCUGGCUGAAGGACGGGCAGCCCCUGGGGCUGCAGCCCCCUUCCCGCGCCCGGAUAUCCCCGGAUGGCAGCUCCCUGCUCCUCGAGGGUCUCCAAGCCGCUGACUCGGGGGCAUACACCUGCCUGGCCCGAAACAGCGCGGGCGAAGACGCACGGCUGCACACGCUGUGGGGGGGGCCGGGCCACCGGGGCCAGCCCCGGGGCCGCCUGCCCCCAACAGCCCCGUCAGCCCCUUCCUCCCCUCGCACAGUGCCGCCUGCCAUCGAGAGAGGUGCUGAUGAGUCAGAGGUGGUCCGUGGCAUCUUCUCCGCGGUGGUGACACUGCAGUGCCGGGCACGGGGGUCCCCUCCCCUGCACGUGAGCUGGCUGAAGGAUGGGCUGCCCCUGCGCCUGUCACCUCGUGUCACCCUGCUCUCUGCUGGGCACGGCUCUGAUGUCACCUUCACCUGUGAAGCCACUGGGUCCCCAGCACCAGCGGUGACUUGGCUGAAGGAUGGCGAGCCUCUGGCAUGGCAGAGCAACCGGGUCACCAGUGGCCCACAGCUGGAGCUGGUGGCCGUGGGGCCAGCUGACACGGGGGUGUACUCCUGCCUGGUGUCCAACGAGGUGGGGGAGGCCAGCAAAGCCUUCCACCUCCUGGUGAUGGAGCCACCCCGCAUCCAGGCUGCGUCGUGGCCCACCGAAAUGUCCAUUGCUGUGGGUACCCCACUAGAGUUGACAUGUGCGGUGACAGGCGUCCCUGUGCCCUCUGUCACCUGGGAGAAGGAUGGACGACUGCUGGCAGGGCCCUGGCUCGUGUCGGGGAACGAGAGCACCCUCCACAUUGAGAGCACUAAGGUGGCCGACGCUGGCUUGUAUAUCUGCCUGGCUGCUAGCCCGGCUGGAGAGGACAGCAAGAGUUUCCAUGUCAGCAUCCAAGCACCUCUCAGCAUCACAAGUGUUGGAGAAACCCACAGCAUCACCUCCAUGGCAGGGGGGCAGCUCAUUCUGGAGUGCCCUGAAGAUGCCGUGCCAUCCCCCCACAUCGAGUGGCACCGGGAGGGCUCCCCGCUGCGGGAGGAUGCCCGCAGGCAGGUCCUGGCCCAGGGGCGCUUCCUGCAGAUCCUGUCCGUGGGGGUGGCGGACGGUGGGGAGUACAGCUGCAGGGCCACCGAUGCGCUGGGGGACACCAGCCUGAGUGUGCAGGUGGAGGUUCACGUGGCCCCAGAGAUCCAGCCGGGUCCCGAGGAGGCGAGGGCACUGCUGAAUGGCUCAGCGGUACUGCCGUGCCGGGCAGAGGGGUGGCCCGUGCCCCGGGUGACGUGGUGGAAGGAUGGCCGGCUCCUGGCUCCAUCGCUCUCCCUCCCCAGGCUGCAGCUCCUGCCGGACGGCUCUCUUCAAAUCGACCCCGUUCAGGUCCGGGAUUCGGGCUAUUACCUCUGCAUGGCAUCUAGCCCCGCUGGCUCCGACCGGCGAAGCCUGGACCUCCACGUCCUGGUCCCUCCUGCCAUCGCUCCCGGACCCUCCAACCUCACCCUGCUGGCUCAGCAGCCGGCCGCGCUGCGCUGCGAUGCCGGGGGAUCCCCCGAGCCCUACAUCAGGUGGGAGAAGGACGGCCGCCCCCUGAACCCACACCUCCCCCCUGGCGCCUACAGCUUGCAGUCCUCGGGGUCACUGCUCAUCGCCAGCCCCGAUUCCCAGGAUGAGGGGUGGUACGAGUGCAUCGCCACCAACGCCGCCGGAGAGGCACGCAAGGUCUUCCUCGUGUCCAUCCACGUGCCCCCCACCAUUGCCGAUGACCUUACGGAUGUGAUUGUCACCCGGCUGUCCCCCGCGGUCCUCACCUGCUAUGCCUCCGGCGUGCCCCCCCCCGUGGUGUCAUGGAGCAAGGAGGGGGCUCAGCUGGGCAGCCGAGGAGGGGGCUACCGCGUCCUGCCCACAGGGGCCCUGGAGAUCAGGCAGGCGUUGCCCACACAUGCCGGACGCUACACCUGCACGGCGAGGAGUGCUGCUGGCACAGCCCGCAAACACCUCCGGCUUGUGGUGCACGAGCCCCCCGCCUUGAAGCCCCUGCCCGGUAUGGUGAUGGUGAUGGUCAACACCAGUACGAUGCUGCUCUGUGAGGUGACUGGGGUCCCCCGGCCAGAGGUCACCUGGCAGAAGGAUGGUGUCGGCAUCGCUGGAGGGCCCAGGCUGAAGGUGCUCCCCAACGGGCAGCUGCAUCUCCUCCGAGCCUCCCCAGGGGACGCGGGCACCUACCUGUGCGUGGCUCGCAACCCCUCGGGCACCGCUGCAGGGAGGACCAGGCUGAUCGUGCAAGUGCCCCCCAUCAUCGCAGCCGGCCCGCUGGAGCUGUCUGUCCUGGAGGGGCUGGAGGUGCUGCUGCCCUGUGCCGCCCAUGGUGUCCCCGAGCCACGCGUGUCCUGGAGCCGGGAGGGAGUCCCGGUGUGGGGCGGCGGGGGGAAGGCCACCAUCCUGCCCUCCGGGGAGCUGCUGCUCCAGGCUGUCCAGGUGAGCACCACCACCUCCUGCAGCCAAGCUAGGUGGUAUGCCGGGAACUAUUCCUGCGCUGCGGUGAACUCGGCCGGGAGGGCCGUCCGCCGCCUCUCCCUCUCCAUCCACACCCUGCCCACCUUCACCCGCCUGCCCGGAGAUGUCACCCUGAGCCGGGGCGAGAGGUUGGAGCUGGUGUGUGCCGCUGUGGGCAACCCCCAGCCCCGCAUCUCCUGGAUGGCCAAUGGGCAGCUUGUCACCGACGGUGUGUCAGGGCAGAGUGGCCGGAGCGCUCUGCGGCGGGAGGCAGCCACCAGUGCCGACAGUGGGACAUACGUCUGCCGUGCCGAGAACAGCGCCGGUGCCAUCAGGGCCACUGCCUUUGUCUCUGUCAGAGAGGCACCCAUCAUAUGGGGGGACCCCAGCACAUACCAGGUGGAGCACCCCGGGGGCGAUGCCCUCCUCAGCUGUGAUGCUCGGGGUCACCCCGCACCCCUCAUCCGCUGGAGCAAGGACGGGGUACCGGUGGCAGCUGGAGGGCGCCUGCACCAGCUGCGGAACGGCUCCCUGGCCAUCCGUGCCGUGGGGAGCACCGACGUGGGGCACUACCGCUGCGUGGCGGAGAACGAUGCGGGCACAGCAGCAAAGGUUGUCAUCCUGGCCCUGCAGACUCCAGGGGAGCCGCACCGGGUGCGGGGCAGUCUGGUUGGUGUCGUUAAUGCCCACGAGCUUGGUGUCACCACCCUUGAUGCCAGCGUGCUGGAUGACCCACACUCCGGCACCGCCGUUGUCCGGACCAGCAUCAGCGGCAUCCCACCUGCUGUUGGGCCCCUGAUGCGGGUGCUGGUCACCAUCAUCGCCCCCGUUUACUGGGCCUUGUCACACACCAGUGGGGAGGUCCAGAGCGGGUUCCUGCUCACCCAGGGCACCUUCCGGCACGAGUCGCAGCUGGAGUUUGCCACAGGGGAGCUCCUGCGGGUCACCCACCUCGCCCGGGGUGUGGAUGCUGCUGGUGCUCUGCUCCUGGACAGCGUGAUCAGCGGCUCCGUGCCGGAGAGCAUCGGCGAGGCUGCGGUGCUGCUGCAGGACUUCAGCGAGCGCUAUGUGCAGACAGACGUGGGGCGGCUCUCGGGGGGCUCAGUACAGAGCUUCCUGUGGGAUGGGCACAUCAUCCGUGCCCGCUGCAAUCACACCAUCGUGUACCACCCCCCCGCUGGCCCGCAGCCCCCCCGGGUGCAGCACGUCCACGCCAGCGCUGUCAAAGCCUCCUACGACCCUGCCUCAGAGGAGCUGCGCUUCCAGCUCCGUGCCUCACUCGAUGCAGGGGCUGAUGGAGACCGGUGCCCACCGGGAUUCAUCCGUGGCCUCGGACAGCCGUACUGCAUUGACGUGAACGAGUGCCUGCAGUUUCCUCCACCCUGUGCCUUUGAGUGCCGCAACCUGCGGGGCUCCUACGAGUGCCUGUGCCCCCCCGGCAGGACCCUGCUGCCCAGCGGAGAGUGUGGCACAGCAGGAGCGGAUGGAGGGGACACAACAGUCAGCACCCCCAGAGACCCCCCCCUGCCCUGGCUGGGGCCGAGCAGCCCGCGGGGACGGUCCUUCUACACUCAGCUCGCCCUCCGGCGCAUGGCGAAGGCUGUGGGACGGGGGGUCCGGGGCACCCCCUGCCCCGCGGGCUUCGUCAAGAGGAAUGGCACCUGCAGCGACCUUGACGAGUGCCAGAUGCCGAACCAGUGCCAGCACGAGUGCAGAAACAGCCCGGGCAGCUACCGCUGCCUCUGCCCCCCCGGCUACCGGCGGCUGCCCAACGGGAAGACCUGCCACGAUGUGGACGAGUGCGCGGAGGGCACGAUCCAGUGUGGCUCCAGCCCGCUCUGCGGAGGGCAGGACACUGCCUGGGGACAGUGCCCCCGGAGGGGACAGUCCUGCGGCGGCUCCGCCUGCCCACACUCGGCUAUAAGGGAGGAGGAGGAGGAGGAUGCUCCAGGCACCGGACCGGAGCGCCGAGGGCAGCCGGGGAACGGGUGA
This is a messenger RNA of Charadrius vociferus (killdeer), 11868 nucleotides long. It is a transcript of the gene HMCN2, whose product is annotated as hemicentin 2. Gene Ontology annotation, molecular function: calcium ion binding. The transcript has 79 exons. The record is from RefSeq and is a predicted model, not a curated record. Gene Ontology annotation, cellular component: plasma membrane. Lineage: Eukaryota; Metazoa; Chordata; Aves; Charadriiformes; Charadriidae. Gene Ontology annotation, biological process: homophilic cell-cell adhesion.